Messenger RNA from Closterium sp. NIES-67, 3007 nucleotides. The record is from the annotation of a GenBank genome assembly. NCBI's taxonomy places the organism in Eukaryota, Viridiplantae, Streptophyta, Zygnematophyceae, Desmidiales, Closteriaceae.
UGUACAGACCAUUCUAAGCAUCGCGCAUAUCUGGCGCAAUUUCACGCGGCGCAUCAAUCCGCGCUGCUCUCACUCCUUCCGCCCUUCUCCCAGCGCCCAACCUGCCGUUUGCGCGGGCGCUGCGCGAACACGAGGGCAGUCCCGCAGGGUGCAUGAGUUGCGGGCACGAGGCAGCAAGGUGUGCUUGAGGUUCGAGGCUUGCGUUAGAGAGUUCUGAAUUGGCGCGGCAGGCGCCAUGAAGGUGUACGCGCACUGGGACGGCGACCCGCACUUCACGCUCAUCGCCGUCGUCGCUGAUCGCGCCGUCGCGACGACCGCAGGCGACAAGAGCGGCGUGCGCACAGCGGGCGAGCUGCUCGAGCGAUUCGCCUCCGCCUUCAACGCCAAGCACCCCUCCCAUGCCCCGCUCUCACCCUCGCUUCUCUCCCUCCACAAAGCAAGGGGUCAAUUACUUCCUCCCACUGCGGUACUGAGCAAGGCAGCACAUGACCUCGACGACUUGUUUGUUCGUCAAAAAGUUGCAACGCUCAAACCAUUGCCACCAGCACAGCAGCAGCAGCAGCAGCAGCAGGUGGGGGCGGAGAAGGGUGGGAAGGAGGUAGCAGUGGGAGCGCUGUCCCAUGGCGUGAGCGCCAUGACCGUGGGGCCUCCCACCGCCCGUUCUCCACCUGCUGCCGCCGCCACUCCCUCACCCGCCCCCGCCAGCCGCCCCUCAUCCACUGUGCGCUCUGCGCCUGCUGCCGCCAUCCCCCGAACCCCAGCUGCACCCCUCUCCGAGUCGCCUCUCACCCUGCCGCUGGUGCGCCACGCAGCACAGCAGAUGCUGCACGCGCAGAGGCAGGGCCAGUACAGGCAUGCCAUUCUGUUGGCGAAUCAGCUGCUCGCUGUGGCUCCCAACCUCAAGCUCUGCUACCGGGCUUGCCGCCAUGCACAUGGCCAUAUCCCGCCACGACCGCGCCCUGCCAGUUCUGCAGGCCGCCGUGGAAGCGCACCCAUCAGACGCGCUCUUGGUGCUGCGCCUGGCGCAGGCGACCCUGCACCUGGCGCAGCCCAGCGACGCCCUCUCCCUGGCCGACCGCGCUCUCUCCCUCGCGUCGCAGCAGGGGUGGCCGCAGCACAGCACGCGCAGGAGGGGCGUGGCGGGCCAGGGGGGGGGGCGCGGGGCAUGGUGGGCGUGCUGGGCAGCAGGCAGAGCGCCUCUAGAAUGAUGCAACGGGCGCGGGUCAGCGGACAGCAGGCUGCCGAAAUGUUUGGUCUGCCCGAGGAGGAGGAGGACGACGAUGAGGGGAGGAGUCCCUACGUGGGUGAUCCGCAUGGCGAUCUCUCAUUGGACGACAUUAAGGUGGUGUGUGGGCGUGCGCUGCUGCAGGUGGGGGCGGUGGAUGUGGCAUCAGCCGUGGUGGCGGGUGUGCUGCAGGGCGACGAGCACCACGAGGACGCGCUCGUGCUCUAUGGGGAUGUGCUGCUGCGGCAGACGGCAGGCAAGCAGACGCCACAUGGACAACCAGCGGAAAGCCCCAAUGGCUGUGGAGCACAGAGCGAGGAGAAUGAGGGGGGAGGGGGAGUCAUGCUGCAUGGCUGCGCCGCGCUGCACCUCGCCCUCUCCUUCUGCCACGCCCACCCUGAUUUCCGGCUCGGCCCUAUCACGCUCGCCGCGCUGCUGCCCUUCUUCCAAGGGCUGCCUCUCCACGCAGGCAGCUGCGAGGAUGUUUCGCCCUGCCCGCAUGAGCGGGGCGUGCAGCUGGAGUACCUGCGGUGGUGGGAUGGUGGGGGCUCGCAGGAUGGGGGUGGUGGCGAGGCUGGGGCAAAUGGUAGGGGAGCAGAUGCGUGUGCUGGCAUGGGGACAGACGCAGGUGCGGGAGGAGGAGGCAAGGGCGAGGGUGUGGGAGCAGGGGAGGGCACGGAGGAGUACAGGUCGGAGGAGCUGGACGUGCUGGCCAUGCUCAUGACGGCGGUGAAGGCGCUCUUCCUGGGGGGGGCCGUGCGGCGCGCCAAGGCGCUGGGGGCGCUGGUGGAGCGAGCGCGGGUGGCGUCCAAGGUGCCGCUGCACGAGACGCUCAUCCGCAAUGAGGCCGCUUACUUCGGCUGCGCCUUCCAGCUGCUCACACACUACCCCAUCACACACUCCCUCUCGCACAACUCCCCACCACCACUGUUCCUUGCAGGUCAGCGACAGCCACUGUCUGGCAGCAGCAUGGCGGCGGUGGUGCAUCUGAGGGGCCAGCCACGUCUGCUGUGCCCGCUGCUAAUCACGGGUCUCAAGGCGUGGCACCUGCGCCCCGAGUCAACAUUCUUCCCCAAGGCGUCGUUCCACCGCGCCAUGCAGUGCGUGCCCCCAGGCAGCGAGGUGGUGGUGCUGUUUGGGGAGAUUGACUGCCGUGAGGGCAUCCUCGUGUCCGUCGACCGCAACAAGUACAAUGACGUGGAGGAGGGAGUGGAGGUGACGGUGGACAUCUACCUGGCGGCGCUGCUCUCGCUCAUUGCGGCGCGCGGCUUUGAGAUAUUCGUGCACCCCGUGCCAUCCAUCAUCCCUGACACGCGCCCUCUCGCCCGCAUCUACAACGCCACGCUGCGCCGCCGCUGCCUGGCUGCUGCCGCCUCCCCUGCUGCCGGGGGGCGGCUGCACAUGCUGGACUUCUUCCCCGCCCUGCUCACUCAUGACCAAGAGUCCCUGCGUCCCGAGUUUGAGUUUGACGGAACGCACAUGAAUCCUCGCUAUGUGCCUCUCCUUGACAAGGAAUUGUCGCGCAUCCCUGCACCAUGAUGAGUCAUGAGUCAUCAGCUCGCCAUGCCUUUUUUUCCACUAGGAAUCACACAUGCAUGGGUCGCUGCCUCUAGCCAUGCUGCAGAGCCUGACUGACAGCUAAACAGACCUAUCCAGUCAAGUUCUUUCAGGGGAUGUACGAGGUCAGCUAGUCGUGGGUGGGUACUCAAAUGCCAGGGCGUCAGGCCACUCAGAUGCCGUAGAUAAUCGUUUUCAUUGCUUUAAUAUAUUAUUCAUCCCAAU